AUGGGCGUUCUGCAGAACUUUAGGGAGCAUGUUAAGAACGGUGAUGCGAUAAAGUUGCUGGAUAAUGGUGGUGGUGUCACUGAGGAUAUUGUAGGGGCAGUCUCUGUGCAAUUCGGUGACGCGGAUACGAUUGUGCUGGAUCAGCCCACGGAGUUUUUAGUGGAUGGCAAGCCCACAGAAUUGAGGGUUGUUGUGCAUUGCUACUUGCAUAGGGAUUCCAGCGCAGCUGAGUAUCUGGCAGACUGUCAGAAUAAGCAUCUAACGAACGUUUCUUUCUUGCAAAGAAACGAUCUGUUGAGCUGGCUCAGCGGUAGAUCAGAGACAUCUGCCUACUUGCAAGAGAACGACGCCACGUCCACGUUGCAGACAGGGGAGAAACUUGUACCAGCAGAAGGUACCAUUGGAGAGACAGCACAGAACACGAAGGAGGAGAGGGGAGAUGGGAAAGAGAAGGAGGAGGGGACCUCUGCGGUGGAGCCAAGUGCAGAGAAUAAACUGAUUAACGCGGAUCCUGUGUUGGUGAAUACCCUGAAGAAUGAACGUAAUUUCUUCGACCACAACUCGUCUCUGCGUGGGUCCAAGCCAAUUGACUUUGGGUACCUAAUACAGGAUUCGGAACUGAAACUGGUACAAUCGAUAAAAGCAUCGCUGCGUUCGAGUAAAAAUGGUGCAACCAAUGGCCACGUUUUAAAAACUGCGAACACAAGGAAACCCACUCAGCGAAAGGAUCCAAUCAUAUUGAUCCCAUCGGCGACAUCUUCCUUAAUAACUCUAAGCAACAUCAAACAGUUUUUGGAAGGGUCGCGGUAUAUUGACCCACGCCAGCUGCCAAGCUCGUUGAACGAUAACCUGAUCACAGUGGAGAAAAAAUUCGAUAGAUUGGAGAGGCCGAUCAAGUUUAUUGUCGUUAACAACACCCGGAUGUUCACCAAACCAGAGUACUGGGACCGUGUCGUUGCCGUUUUCACAACUGGCCACUCUUGGCAAUUUAACAACUACCAAUGGAACACCCCACAGGAGCUUUUCCAGCAUUGCAAGGGUUACUACUUCCAUUUCAGUGGUGAAGAGGUACCUCAGCAUGUCCAGCAAUGGAACGUCCAGAGAGUCGAGUUAGAUAAAAGUCAGAGAUUUAAAGACGUCGAGAUUGUUCGUUACUUUUGGAACAGUCUUGAAAAGGAGUUACUGGCAAGAGGUUACCAAUGA
This is a messenger RNA of Huiozyma naganishii CBS 8797, 1203 nucleotides long. It is a transcript of the gene CDC73, whose product is annotated as Cdc73p. Gene Ontology annotation, molecular function: RNA polymerase II complex binding. NCBI's taxonomy places the organism in Eukaryota, Fungi, Ascomycota, Saccharomycetes, Saccharomycetales, Saccharomycetaceae. The record is from RefSeq and is a predicted model, not a curated record. Gene Ontology annotation, cellular component: Cdc73/Paf1 complex. The transcript has a single exon. Gene Ontology annotation, biological process: transcription elongation by RNA polymerase II; positive regulation of transcription elongation by RNA polymerase II. The coding region runs from base 1 to 1203 and encodes 400 amino acids.